Molecule: messenger RNA, 2253 nt
Organism: Trichomonas vaginalis G3
Lineage: Eukaryota; Parabasalia; Trichomonadida; Trichomonadidae
Product: regulation of vacuole fusion, non-autophagic
Exons: 1
Coding region: 1-2253 (750 amino acids)
Biological process (GO): endosomal transport; vacuole fusion, non-autophagic; intracellular protein transport
Cellular component (GO): HOPS complex; endosome; lysosomal membrane
Molecular function (GO): actin binding
Source: RefSeq, a predicted model, not a curated record
AUGGCUUUCCUCCGUAAAGAUAUGUUCCCUCUCGGCUUUUUAAAUCCGAUUGAACCAACACAAAAUUGCUAUUCAAUGGGAAAGUCAUCAGGCAUGAUAGCAAUUUCACGUGAGAAUUAUGGAAUCGGAGCAUCUCAUCCAUAUAUCGAGUAUUAUGAUGCUAGAUCCGAAAAACUUGGAGGAAUUUCAAUGAAAUCAAACGGAAAUUUGGCCUUCGUUCAUGUUUUACCUACUGAUGAAAUUAUCGCUGUUUCUGAUUCCGGUACGGUUUCUCGUAUAUCUUAUGGCGUAGAAACAGUAAUUUCAACAUUAAACUUACCCAAUCUAUUAAUCAACGCUGCAGCAUUCUACGAUGGUGGAGUUGUUGUUUCUACAAGUGAUGGAAAUAUUAUUGAUAUCGAAAAUUACGACAAACCAAAUAUUGUCCAACAUUUUGAUAAUAUCGCAAGACCUAGGUGCAUGACCGCAAUCCCACCAUCGAAAUCAAAUACAGAAUCAAUUAUUAUCAUGUUUCUUGACAAUGGACAUCUUUUUGUCAUUGAUGAUCGAAGAUAUUACGAAAUGAAACUUUCAAAAUACGUUUUGGCUAUUGCACCAAGUUACAGUUAUUCUAAGAUUGCCAUUUUACUUGAAGAUUUUACAAUUAUUGUUGCAAAUCAGGCACUUGAUAAAAUUUAUUACCAAACUCAAAUAGAUUUGAACGAUAUGGAAGAUUUUCAGAUGAUGACAUGGAUUGGCGAUAUCGUUCCAGCUCUAUCUUUUAACGGCGCCGUUAUUUUGGGCACAGAAGAUCCAUCAUCACCAGUUUUCUUCGUAGAUGGCAGCCCGUAUCUAUUUAUGGAGUGCGAUUCUAUAUAUUCAAUCACUCAGACAGAAAGUUUCCGUAUCGUUGCAGUUCCAAACAACGUUUUCAAAGUAUUAAAUAAAUAUUUAGUCGAAAGAAGCGAUGGAGUGAAGCUUUGUGAGAUCUUUGAUAACAGACUGACUGAGCCAUUCGUAGAAAAACUGUCCGCGAUCAACGACGUCCCUUCUGCGAUAAAUGAUAUAAUUUCAACCGCAGAAUUUGUCACAGACAAAGCUUCCCAAGCGUAUUUCGUAGCUGUUGCAUGUUUUGUAAACUCUUACUCCAACAAAGGCCGUGGAACGAUGAUCGGAGAAGUUUGUAGAAAAUUAAGAGUGGCAAAUUGCAUAUUAGAGUACGGAGUACCAAUCACAUCGAAGCAAUUAGAUGAAAUAGACUCUACAACAAUCCUCCAGAGGCUCUGCAAGCGCAAACAAUUCGAAGUUGCUUAUAAUCUUGCAAAAUUCUUAAAUGUUCCUGAACAGGUCGUCUCAGAUGAGCAAGUAAAGUACACAGUGAAGUUCAAUAGCGACGACGGAUCAGUUAUUGGUAGUCUUCCUCUCGAUAAAAUCCGUCCUUCCUUCGCUGCUGAAUAUUCUUGGCAAAUUGGCCGGCCAAACUUGGGAAUCAUGUUUGCAGAACUCGAAACAGAUUAUUCCAAGAAAGCCAUACUACUUGCCAAAAUGGACCAAUGGGACAAAGCGAUCAACGCCGCUGCAGACACUUGUGAUUCAUCAUCUCUUCUUUCUGUUCUUUCUCUCUCCUUAGAAAAAGGAAAUGAAGAGAUUGUGAAUACAGCGAUAGCUAACUGCGAGCCAGCAGUACGCGUACUCAUGAGAUUACCAAGAAUGACAACUCCUGUUCGUCUUGGAGUCAUAUUAGACAAGAUUCCUCCAACAAUUCCUGCAAUGGACGCUGUAAGAACUUAUAAAACUGUCCAAAGUCAGUUCACUUCUGGCCUUGAAUGCGCGAACACUCUGAAGAAGCUCAAGGACAUGCAGAACGAAUUGGCUGCAAGAAGCGGCGACCAAUCUAUUGUUGGGAAAUCCCUUAAUGAAACAUUAAGAUCAUUCUUCAAAAAAGGUGACGAAGAUGGUGCUUAUCAGUUCGGAAAAAAGCUCGGCAUGGAUGAGAAAAGAGUCGAUGCACUGCUAUUCGCGUACUACGUGAAGACAAAAGACAUGUACGCCCUCAAAAGAUUCGGAAUGAAGAAGAGCAGAAAGGAAAUGUGGCCUCAAAUCACAAUGAUCCUCAAAAGAGAGAAUACUAACUUGGCAAGAGAAUUUAUUGAUAGUAUAGCUUCUAUUGAUCCGAAAAUGAAGAUGUCUAUGCAGCAAGAUUUCGAAAAUGGAAAAUUUGCUCCAAGAGACAUCGAAUCAAUGAAACCACUUUCAUGUAUUUUUAAUUCAUAA